Petromyzon marinus (sea lamprey) is the source of this 1942-nucleotide messenger RNA. It is a transcript of the gene EDEM2, whose product is annotated as ER degradation enhancing alpha-mannosidase like protein 2. Gene Ontology annotation, cellular component: endoplasmic reticulum; membrane. The record is from RefSeq and is a predicted model, not a curated record. Gene Ontology annotation, biological process: carbohydrate metabolic process; endoplasmic reticulum mannose trimming; mannose trimming involved in glycoprotein ERAD pathway. NCBI's taxonomy places the organism in Eukaryota, Metazoa, Chordata, Hyperoartia, Petromyzontiformes, Petromyzontidae. Gene Ontology annotation, molecular function: calcium ion binding; mannosyl-oligosaccharide 1,2-alpha-mannosidase activity.
CAGACGCGGAAGUGGAGGCCGGUGGGGAAGGGGUCACGUGACGCGGCGUCCUGAUCCGCGAUGGACGCCGUGCGGUGGCACCCGCGGUCCGCACCGGGCGUCUCCUCGCCGUGCGGUCGCCGCCUCCACCACCACCACCUCCUCCACCACCACCACCUCCUCCACCUCCCGCUGCUGCUCCCCCGCGUCUCCCCCGCGCGCCGCCUGCUCCCGCUGCUGCUGCUCAUCGCGGCGGUGACGGCGGCGUUGGGCGCGCAGGCCGAGCUGCCCGCGCGCCUCCACUCGUACAGGUCGCGAGUCAAGGCAAUGUUCUACCACGCGUACGACAACUACAUGCACAACGCCAUGCCCUUCGAUGAGCUGAGACCUCUUACGUGCGAUGGGCAAGACACCUGGGGCAGAUUUUCUCUCACUUUGAUUGACGCGUUGGACACACUUCUGGUUCUGGGAAACACUACCGAGUUCCAGAGAGUCUCUCUCUUUCUUGAGGAUGCAAUCAACUUUAAUCAAGAUGUCAACGUGUCCGUGUUUGAAACAAAUAUCCGUGUGGUGGGUGGCCUGCUGUCUGCACACCUGCUGUCCAAGCAAGCGGGCGUGGAGCUGGAGGAAGGAUGGCCCUGCUCGGGGCCACUCCUCCGCAUGGCUGAGCAGGUCGCCAGGAAACUCCUGCCCGCGUUCCAGACGGCGACGGGCAUGCCAUACGGCACGGUGAACCUGCGGCACGGCGUUCACCCCACUGAGACGAGCGUCACCUGCACGGCUGGCGUGGGAACCUUCAUUCUGGAGUUCUCCGCGCUCAGCCGGCUCACCGGAGACCCCGUCUUUGAGGACACCGCUCGCAGAGCUCUGCUUUCCUUGUGGACAACACGCUCAGAGAUCGGUUUGGUGGGCAACCACAUCGAUGUGAAGACGUCGGCCUGGGUCGCGCAGGAUGCGGGGAUUGGAGCUGGAAUCGAUUCAUACUUUGAGUAUUUAGUCAAAGGGGCCAUCCUGCUGCAUGAACCAGAGUACAUGGAAAUGUUCAAAGAGUAUUCGGAAGCAAUUGAGAAGUACAUGAAGCACGAUGAUUGGUAUGUGUGGGUUCACAUGAGCAAGGGGACCGUCUCAAUGCCAGUAUUUCAGUCGCUGGACGCCUAUUGGCCAGGACUACAGAGUUUGGUGGGAAAUAUCGACAGUGCCAUGAAAACCUUGCACAACUACCAUCAAGUGUGGAGGCAGUUCGGUGGCCUCCCAGAGUUCUACAACAUCCCGCACAGCACCACCGUUGACAAGCGGGAGGGGUACCCCCUCCGCCCCGAGCUUGUGGAAAGUGCCAUGUACCUCUAUCGAGCGACCAAGGACCCCUUUCUGUUGGAGUUGGGUCAGGACAUCCUUGAGGCCAUUGAGAAGAAUGCUCGCGUGGAGUGUGGAUAUGCAACGGUAAAAAAUGUUCAAGAUCAAAGGCUGGAAAAUCGAAUGGAAUCAUUUUUCUUGGCCGAGACCACAAAAUAUCUCUAUCUCCUGUUCGACCCGGACAACUUCUUACACAAUAGUGGUGAGGUAUCGGACAGUGUGUCCACUCCUUUUGGAGAAUGCAUCCUCGGCGCAGGGGGCUACAUCUUUAACACAGAAGCCCACCCCAUCGACCCAGCGGCUCUGUAUUGCUGCAGUCAUUUUAAAGACGAAACUUUGACCCUGAAGAGAUUGUUUGAAGAAGCUGUGAAUGCAGCGCCCAAAGAAAAUGCAGGUGGUUACACACCGUCAGACUGGAGUCAGGUUGACAAAGACAAACACAAUGUAAGUGUGUGGACCAAUAGUAGCAGACCUCAAGAAGCGGGGGCCAGAAGGAAAUCUGGCCAUAGAAGAACGGCCAUAAUGGGAUCGCCAAGCCAGCCAUACACCUCAAAGCUGUCUGUUUUAGGACAAAUGUUUGUUGACAAGGAAUAAAAAUCCUGUAUCAUUA